Perkinsus marinus ATCC 50983 is the source of this 267-nucleotide messenger RNA. RefSeq lists its product as hypothetical. The transcript is spliced from 2 exons. The record is from RefSeq and is a predicted model, not a curated record. Bases 1 to 267 code for a protein of 88 amino acids. NCBI's taxonomy places the organism in Eukaryota, Perkinsozoa, Perkinsida, Perkinsidae.
AUGUCAUCUCAGGCGGUGAAGAACGGGAAAGAGAUUGGCGAUCCCGCAUCGUUGCGUAUGGGCUUCCAGUUUACGGCUAAUAUGAGGUCUAUGAAUGAUAAACCAAGGAUUGGGGGUGGGGGGAACGAAUCUUGGGUCUUUUCGGUGCCGUUGUCCUUGCACGCAGACGUUCGCGAGAGGAUACGAGAUGCUCAGCUGCAGACCGGCCGGCUCAAGUCUUCUCCCGCCUUCCUUUUCGGUAUGUCCGACCGGUGUCCACAUGAGUGA